This is a messenger RNA of Hypanus sabinus (Atlantic stingray), 4143 nucleotides long. RefSeq names its product thioredoxin domain containing 11 (gene txndc11). The coding region runs from base 285 to 2942 and encodes 885 amino acids. The transcript has 12 exons. NCBI's taxonomy places the organism in Eukaryota, Metazoa, Chordata, Chondrichthyes, Myliobatiformes, Dasyatidae. The record is from RefSeq and is a predicted model, not a curated record.
CCGCCACGGGAGCUCCAGCCAGGAGUCCUCCAGUAUCCCAGGCUGCCUUGUGGACGCGACGUCGAUGCGCCUGACUCUGUCAGAGUGGGCGCCACGGCCCCGGGUUCCGGGGUGGAAGUGGUGGCGAGUACGUGGCGGAGCGGGGUUCGCCCAGCGACGAGCCUGCGAGGGCUGGCGACCGAGGCCGCGGGCGCUGAGCGAGUGCGAGGCGGCCUGCGCCCGUCCCCACCCCUUCCCUUCCCUUCCCUCCCCUCCCCUCCCCGCUAUAAAGGCAGUGCCGAGGGAUGCUGAGGCUACACAGGGAGCUCGGGCGGCAGUGCGGGUGUGUCGGUAACGCGCUGUGUCACAUGGCGAAGAGACCUGAGCUCCUGUGCGGAGCCCUGGCCGUCAUCUGCACCGUGGUCACCCUGCGCUUCGCCCUGAGUCGGGCAAAGGAUGUGGUCAAAAUAGCUCCACCACCUGUCCGGUUUCUCUCCCCCAACUCCUCCGUGAUUGACCUUUACAUGGGACAGCUAGACCAAGUGGAGAGACACUGUCGCUUAUCUGAAGUUUGUGUUAUCCUCUUUUAUGCCCCUUGGUGUGGAGAGUCGAUUUCUGUCAGGGAAGAAAUUGAUCAGGUUACAGGAAAGCUUCAGGAACAGGUGCUGUUCCUGGCUGUAAACUGCUGGUGGCAUCAGGGGAAAUGCAGGAAGCAAAUGAACCUCUUCUAUUAUCCAGUGAUUCAUUUAUAUCAGAGGAGGUUUGGCCCUAUUGAGUACAGGGGACCUCUUACAGCUGCUUAUAUUCAUAACUUCAUUCAAAGAGUUAUGAGCCCACUUCAGUAUAUCCCAACUCAUUCAGGUUUGCUGGACUUCCUUUCCCACUAUGAGCCAGGUGUACUUGGAUAUUUUGAGUUCAACACCUCUCCACAGCCUCCCGGUUAUUUGACGUUCUACAUCUCUGCAUUGCAUGCAUUAAAAAGAGAUCAUCAAGGAACAAUUCGUUUUGGUGUGAUUACAAGCAAGCAGGUGGCUAAAGAAAUAUCUGUAACUGAUCCUGGAACAAUUUAUAUGCAUAGACAUUUCAACUCUUCCUUAGUCUUUCCUCAUGAUAUACUAAACUUCACUGCAGUGAACGUCUACAGCUGGGCUUAUGAGAAUAGAGAGACCUUUAUACACUGGUUGCGACCACAUGGAAGCAAAAGUCUGCUCCUGAAUAAUGAGCUCAAGAAAGGGCCGGCUUUACUAUUGUUUUUCCCCUUCAGCCCAUUAGCUGAAAAACAGCCACUGAUGGAGGAGAUAACAGAAGUUAUACUUCAGUAUCGCAACUGUAAUGCUAGCAAGACCAUUCAACGUAUACUGCAAUACUUGGAAAAGACUGAGCAGGCAGAUCAGGAAGUUCAUUCGACAGAGUCUUUCUUCCGGACUAGAAAACCUUGUUGUAACACAGUAGUGCCUUCCCAUUGGCAUUCUGUAGCUCAGACCCGCAACAUAUGUGAGCUCUGUAUUAAUCAGACUUUUGGAAUUCAGCCAAGUGUGGUCCACAUUGCAGAAUGCAAUUUCAUAGAGAUGGAAGCAGCUCUGGAUUCAUUCUACCUCAGAGAGCAGACAUUUUUCCAAUUGCAGUCAAGGAUUGUAGAAUGCAGCAAUUUCUUGAGCUAUUAUAGCCCAUUCAGUUAUUACACUGCUUGCUGCAGAACAUUCAGCAGUCCAAUUACAUCUGAACAUAUUGAUGCCCUUGUUUCUUCAGAACUGUUUUCCAGUGCAGAGCACAGCCAGGGAAUGAUUUCACAUAAUUUUCCUCACAUUGAGGGUAGAGCAACUGGUCUUUUUGAUUUGCAUCAUACUCACAUUGCAGGACUGAGUUGUAAUACUAAUAAAACUCUAAACUUUUACUUACUGGAUUCAAACUUGCACUGGAGAUUUGCAACUAGAUUAGGAGCCAAUGAAUCUGCACAAGUGCAAGAAUUUGCUACCAUUGUUGAUCUAUGGGAUGAAGUUCAUUAUGUCUUCGACCAAAAACAAGUACUUAAUAAGUCUUCGAUUGAAAGCAUUAUAAAAAAUUACAGCAGGGCAUACAGUCCAUUACAUCGGCAUCUUAUUGCUGGAACCAAAUCUAAAGCUCAGGAAGAAUAUUUAAUAGCUGAAGUAACAACUGAGACAUUCGACAAUAUUGUACUGGAUGUCGAAAAGAAUGUCUUGCUACUCUACUACACACAGUGGUGUGGAUUUUGCACUGUUCUCAAUCAUAUCUUCAUUCAGGUGGCUCGUCUCUUCCAUGCCAAUGAUGCAGUUGUAACAGCCAGAGUCAAUGUUGCCAAAAAUGACCUUCCUUGGGAAUACAUGGUUGAUCGAUUUCCAACUGUUCUGUUUUUCCCCAGAAACAGGAAAGACUUAAGUGUGAAGUACCCAGAGGAUCUACCAUUAACUGUCCCUAACCUGGUGAGGUUUAUUCUACUGCACUCUCCCCAGUUAGUUCAGCAGGACCCAUUCCACUCCUGUAACCCAGAGUGUAUCCAAAAAGCAGCUGAGCUGCAGAAAGACCGCAUUAGCCAGCUGGAGGAAGAGAUAAAGAGGCUCCAUGCAGAGAUGCAGGUGUUGCACCAGGCUGAAAAACAACUGGCUUCACAGUUGUCUAUGUCCAGGCACGAGGAACACCAACUAAAGAUCCACAACAAAGCUCUACAGGAGAAAAAUGAAAAGCUCAAACAUCACAACGAGAAACUAAAAGAUCUGUACCAUCAGAGGAACACCGAGCUAGCUGAAACAGCAGCAAAAUUAAAUGAGCUUGCAGCAGUAUCAAAAAAGUUGCUCAAUGAAAAUAUUUUACUAAAAACAUACAUGACUUCAAUUGAAGAAGAGCUGGAGAUAAAUACUCACCCUUCCUCAACACCAUUUCCCAUUGAAGAAUCUGAGUUACCUUCCACUCAUUCAGAAAGUACAGGAGCUGAAUCUUCAAACUAACUACACAAACAUUCAGGAUAAAGACUGAUUUUUUUUUUUAAAAAAUUGAGCCAUACUGCUAGUGUUUUUAAAAUAAACUUGGGCCAUGAUUUGAAGGGAACUGGGCUUGGUGUGGGAAGAGAAAGAAAAACACCUGUUAAUUUUUAUCAACCGUGUAAAUUUCUUCUUUCUGAUAACCAGUUUUUGUAAAACAAUCUUAUCAGGUUCUGAGCUUAAUUUUUUUUUUGCAGAUAAGUACUGGUAAAAGGGGAAAUUCUUUAUUUGUUUACAUUGAAUAUUGCACUAAUGAAAUUUGAUUACAAUGUAUAUAGAGUAAGUUCAUUUGUAAAAACUGAAUUACAGGAAGGAAUAUUAUGGUAGAGUACCACAAUCAAGUUUUUAAAUUAAACCAUUUCAGUACUACAAACCCCAUUUAUACAUGCGUUCAAUUUUAACAAACUGCUCAGCCACCAUUGUUGUACAGACCUUCCGGAUCGUUUGUAGUAUCUAACUACAGCCUUCUCCAUCAUAGGUCCUGAUUAGAAUCAGUUUUUAGAAAGUGCUUUGGUAGCAUCCUAGCAGUCACGUCAUUUCAGCACAACCUCAUGCACAAAUUAGAGAACAAUUCUGCAGUCUUCAUUGUGCAACUCAGUAGAAAUUAUUCCUCUCUUCUUCCUCCCCUUCCCCACCCCCCCCCCCCACAACUCCCUGCUUCCAUUUUCUAAACUAAAAGAUCUUGCAGAAUCCAAUGAGGGGUGAGAGACAAAUCUGAACUAGUUCUGUCACAAAUAAUGAUUGUAACAUUGGGUUAUUUUAAAACAAACGUGAGAUUCUGUAGAUGCUGGAAAUCUUGAGCAACACACACACGAAAUGCUGGUGGACUUCAGCAAGACGGGCAGCAUCUAUGAGUCGACAGUUCCGUGCCGAGACCCUUCAUCAGGAGCUGUUAAAAACUAGAUUUCUAAUUCUGUAGCUGCUUCUCUUCCCCUUUACAACCCCUCCCCCAAUUCCAACUUGGCCUCAAGCACAGGAAAACACUGCAAGAUUAUCAAAACCAGGUCUGGUAACACUUACAGAUCAUUUUUGCUUUUCAGAAUACAAAUGCUAUUGUAUGGAAAAUGGACUAGAAUUUCAAACUCAUCCCCACACACUUACCCCCCCCCCACCAAAAUCCACAGGUUCAGUAAGAAUGAAAAUUACAGUAGCUACUGCAUUAACACAA